AUGCUUCACCCUCAGCUAGAAGCCCAGAUCCAUGCCCACAUCGUGAAGUCACCCUCGCCGCACCUCCUGAACUAUAUCAUUCGAUCAGCCGCCCACUCCGCCGUCCCCGAGGCAGCCCUCCACGUCUUCAACCACUUGCUCCGCCGCUCCGCCCCUCACGAUCACUUCUCCUUCACGUUCGCCGUCAAGGCCUGCUGCUCCCUCCUCCGUCGCCACGCCUGCGCCGCCACCAAGGGCCGCGAGAUUCACGCGCGCGCCCUGAAGUCCGGCCACUUCGCGGACAUCUUCGUCCAAAACUCCCUCGUCAGCCUCUACGCCGCCUCCAGCGACGUCGACUCCGCUAGCUCCGUCUUCUCCGGCAUCACUUUCCCCGAUGUCGUCUCCUGGACUUCGUUCAUGGCGGGGCUCGCCAGGAACGGGCGAAUCGCGGAGGCCAUCGCCGUCUUCUCCCGCAUGGAUUUGGAGCCCAAUCCGGUGACCCUCGUCGCCGUGCUAUCGGCCUGUUCGCGACUGAGAGCGCUGCAACUGGGGAAAUCCGUCCACGGGCACAGACUGAGGACCACCCAUGGUGAUCGCAACAUCAUCUUGGACAACGCGAUCAUGGAGAUGUACAUGCGAUGCGGCGCCACAGACACCGCACGUCACAUGUUCACUAUAAUGACCCACAGAGACGUCUUCUCCUGGACUACGGCGAUCUCCGGUUGUACUCGAAACGGGCGCCCCGACGAGGCCAUCUCCGUCUUCCGCGCCAUGGUGCUGUGCGGAGAAGCCGUGCCCAACGAGGCGACCCUUGUGAGCGUGCUCGGCGCCUGCGCUUCCAUGGCGGCCUUGACCUCGGGGAAGUGGGUGCACUCUUACAUGGACAUGGCAGGAGUCGGAGUUGGAGGGAUCGCAGGGAACGCGCUGAUGAACAUGUACGCCAAGUGCGGGGACAUGGCCAGCGCCCUCGAGGUGUUCCAUGAGCUCCCCGAGAAGGACUUAACGGCGUGGUGCACCCUCAUUGGAGGGAUGGCGCUGAACGGGCUCGGAAAGCACGCCAUCAAGCUGUUCUCACUGAUGAUACGGCACGGGGUUCAACCCGACGGAGUCGCCUUCCUCGCGGUCCUCUCUGCCUGCCGGCACGCGGGCCUGGUCGAUCAGGGGCUGCUCUUCCUCUCCGCCAUGGGCAGAGCUUCCUGCGUCAGUCCCGAGAAGCAGCACUACGGAUGCGUCGCCGACAUGCUGGGCAGAGCCGGCAUGCUGGAAGAAGCCGAGGCUUUCGUCGCGGAGAUCAUGCCCGGGGGCCUCGACGGCGCCGUCCGCAGCGCUCUGCUGAACGCCUGCAAGAUCCACGGCCGCGAAGCGAAGGGCUGCAAGCACCUGGUGGACGGGGAACUGGCCGGCGGUGGGGGCACCUACGCGCUCUUGUGCAACGCGUUCGCCGGAGCCGGAGACUGGAGCCUCGCCGUCGGCGUGAGGGACGCGAUGAGGCGGAAGGGCGUCAAGAAGGCGGUCGGCUGCAGCUGGCUCGAUCCCCCUCUGGAACAGCCAACUGCAUGA
This is a messenger RNA of Spirodela intermedia, 1539 nucleotides long. NCBI's taxonomy places the organism in Eukaryota, Viridiplantae, Streptophyta, Magnoliopsida, Alismatales, Araceae. The record is from the annotation of a GenBank genome assembly.